UUUGUGCAGCUUUUUUGGAAAACAAGGAUUCCCCUGCAGUUUGCUGUUUUGUGGUCCACAAGAGGUGCCAUGAAUUUGUCACGUUCUCCUGCCCGGGGGCAGAUAAGGGGCCGGACACAGACGAUCCCAGAACAAAGCAUAAGUUUAAGAUCCACACCUAUGGGAGCCCCACCUUCUGCGAUCACUGUGGCUCUCUGCUCUACGGCCUCAUCCACCAGGGCAUGAAGUGCGACUCCUGCGAUAUGAACGUUCAUAAGCAGUGUGUCAUGAACGUUCCCAGCCUGUGUGGAACUGAUCACACUGAGCGGAGGGGGCGUCUCUACCUGAAGUGUGAGGUCACCGGCGAGAAGCUGCAGGUCACAGUGGGUGAAGGCAAAAACCUCAUACCCAUGGACCCCAACGGUGCGUCCGAUCCGUACGUCAAGCUCAAGCUCAUACCAGAUCCCAAAAAUGAGACCAAGCAGAAGACCAAAACUAUCCGCGCCAACCUCAACCCCAAAUGGAACGAGACAUUUAAUUUCAAGCUGAAGCCUACAGAUAAAGACCGCAGGCUGUCAGUGGAAGUGUGGGACUGGGAUCGGACCACCAGGAACGACUUCAUGGGAGCCCUCUCCUUCGGCGUGUCCGAGCUCAUGAAGGCUCCAGUCUGUGGCUGGUAUAAGUUAUUGUGCCAGGAGGAGGGCGAGUACUACAAUGUUCCCAUCUCAGAGGAGGAUGAUGGUAAUGAGGAACUGAGGCAGAAAUUUGAGGACCAAGCAGUUGUGGAAGACUCUGAUCAGAAAGCCAAACUAGGCCCAGGGAAGAAGGUGAUCACUGAGACGGACGACAGCCAGUCCAGCCAGCUGCCAUCUAACAGCCUGGACCAGGUCAAACUCAGCGACUUCUCCUUCCUGGCUGUGCUGGGGAAAGGCAGCUUUGGCAAGGUCAUGCUAGCAGAGAUGAGGACCUCUGAAGAGCUGUACGCCAUUAAGAUCCUCAAGAAGGAUGUGGUGAUCCAGGACGAUGACGUUGAAUGUACCAUGGUGGAGAAGAGAGUUCUGGCCCAGCAGGACAAGCCGCCCUUCCUCACACAUCUACACUCGUGCUUCCAGACCGUGGACCGUCUGUACUUUGUCAUGGAGUACGUGAACGGGGGAGACCUCAUGUACCAUAUCCAACAAGUGGGAAAGUUCAAAGAGCCCCAGGCAGUGUUCUAUGCAGCAGAGAUCGCUGUUGGUCUCUUCUUCCUGCACACUAAAGGAGUCAUUUACAGGGAUCUGAAGUUGGACAACGUGAUGCUGGACGCUGAGGGACACAUUAAGAUUGCUGACUUUGGCAUGUGUAAAGAAAACAUGUCAGAAGGAGUGACCACGCGAACCUUCUGCGGCACUCCGGACUACAUCGCUCCAGAGAUUAAGAAAGCCAAACUAGGCCCAGGGAAGAAGGUGAUCACUGAGACGGACGACAGCCAGUCCAGCCAGCUGCCAUCUAACAGCCUGGACCAGGUCAAACUCAGCGACUUCUCCUUCCUGGCUGUGCUGGGGAAAGGCAGCUUUGGCAAGGUCAUGCUAGCAGAGAUGAGGACCUCUGAAGAGCUGUACGCCAUUAAGAUCCUCAAGAAGGAUGUGGUGAUCCAGGACGAUGACGUUGAAUGUACCAUGGUGGAGAAGAGAGUUCUGGCCCAGCAGGACAAGCCGCCCUUCCUCACACAUCUACACUCGUGCUUCCAGACCGUGGACCGUCUGUACUUUGUCAUGGAGUACGUGAACGGGGGAGACCUCAUGUACCAUAUCCAACAAGUGGGAAAGUUCAAAGAGCCCCAGGCAGUGUUCUAUGCAGCAGAGAUCGCUGUUGGUCUCUUCUUCCUGCACACUAAAGGAGUCAUUUACAGGGAUCUGAAGUUGGACAACGUGAUGCUGGACGCUGAGGGACACAUUAAGAUUGCUGACUUUGGCAUGUGUAAAGAAAACAUGUCAGAAGGAGUGACCACGCGAACCUUCUGCGGCACUCCGGACUACAUCGCUCCAGAGAUCAUCGCAUAUCAGCCGUACGGACGCUCUGUAGACUGGUGGGCAUAUGGAGUUCUGCUAUAUGAAAUGCUGGCAGGACAGCCUCCAUUCGAUGGUGAGGAUGAAGAUGAGCUGUUCCAGUCUAUCAUGGAGCACAAUGUGUCCUACCCCAAGUCCCUGUCCAAAGAAGCUGUGUCCAUCUGCAAAGGGUUGAUGACCAAACACCCAUCCAAGCGUCUGGGCUGCGGCCCCGAGGGAGAGAGGGACAUCAGAGAGCACGCCUUUUUCAGACGUAUCGAUUGGGAUCGCCUCCAGAACAGGGAGAUACAACCACCCUUCAAGCCUAAAGUGUGUGGCAAAGCAGCAGAGAACUUUGACAAGUUCUUCACACGCACCCAGCCCCAGCUCACACCACCAGACGAGCUGGUCAUUGCCAACAUCGACCAGGCCGAGUUUGCAGGUUUCUCUUUCGUCAACCCACAGUUUGUACACCCGUCUCUGACCAACAGCGUAUGAGAAGGAUGGAAAGACCUUCGUGAAGCCCCUCCCUGCUCACUGCCACCCUCUUAAACCAACUGCCAACCUAACAUCUGAAUACAACUUGAUCAAAGCCCACAAUAAGUCCUAAUGUAUUGGUGUUAUUCACAAGCAGGAUUCUAAGGCAUGCAUAUUUGCUCUGUACAAUAUUUUUUUUUUGCCAGUAUAGAUUAUGAAUCAGAUAGAUGAGAUUGUUUCUUGGCUACCACCAGAAAUAAUUCCCUUUAGUUUAAUGACAAGCAUGCGCUGUAGACAAAGGAUGUGCUUCCUGAACCUGGAGGCACUAAGACAGAAGGGUGCCAGGCUUUCUUUAUCUAUGCCAGUAUACUGUAUUAUACAAUUUAAAGAAUGAAUGAAUCUGCUUACAAAUCUCAAUGGAUAAAAAAAAACAUAUGGUCUACAGAUCUAGUCGGUGGUUGUAUCUAUAUGGAUAAUCAUCAUAUUACAGAUAUUAUGUGAUAACCAGAGAAACACUCAUAUAAGGCAGUGUAGAUGCUAUAGCCAAAUAUGAAGGAAUGAUGAUGCAGGCGUUGAAACGGCACCUCGUGGUUCAAUGUUUCCUGUAUCAUGUUUACAGCUUUUUUUUUUCCCCCCGCUCCCUUCCUGUCGAUUUCAUGCUGAUGGUGUAUAAUUCAAUUUUAUCGAUUCUAGCCAGUCUCAACUUUCAGUGCGCGUAGCAAGAAUGAACAGUUCUGUAAUAAAACAUAUGCAGCCCGUAAAAAGGUGAAUAUGUGAGACACAAAGGUAUGAAAGCGUUACUUCCAACUUGUCUAAAUUUUGCUCGGCUUAACUGUCAUCGCCCUGUUUGAUUUGGAUUUUUUAAAAACUAGUCAUCCACACACAUGUUUCUUAGCCCUUAUCGAGCUGCAGAUUGUAUACUUGUCAAUAAUUUAGUGGACACUAUGUGGACACACGGAAAAGUGGAAUCGGUUUAGUGUAUGGGUGAUCUCAAAACAUUCUUAUAUCUUCCUUGAAAUCAAAGCUAAACAGUUUACACUGUACACCCGUGGCUACAAAGCCCCCCCAUUGGUCGUAAAUGUCUUAUCAGAAGCUCUAAAGACAUUCUGACAUACUGUAUCAAUGGAUGUCAUUGUGUAUUAACCAUGCAAUGUUUUAUUGCAUACAGUAUCAUCCCCUCCAGAGUUGAUAUAAUAUGUUUGUCAGUUUGCGCUGAUUUGUGUGUCAACAGGAUGAUUUCUUCUGACGUCGCUUUGUCCUGAGAACAAACUUGUCUUUCAUUUGGAAUCAACAUAAUCUUUAUCAGUUGAAUCAUUCUUUGCAUCCCGUUUUGUUUCUUCAAAAAAAACAAAAAAAAAGAUUUCUUUUUACUCUCCUCCUCCUUUUUGUGAUCUCACACAUAUUUUUCCAUUAGAUCAGAUUAAUAUUUUAGUGUAUCGAAAAUCAGUGUAACUCCUUUGUAAAUAAUCAUGAGUUAUUUAAAAAAGAGUAUAGCAAGUUACAGUUUUUAUACCAACACCUGAAUGUGCUUUUAUUACAUUAAUUAGAUAAGCCAAUAUUUGUAUGUGUAAAAAGCUUAAACAACUAAUAACCCAGUACAGAUCAACUUUGUAACAGCUGGAUGUCUUUAUCAGAGUCCAGAUUUAGCAAGUUGUGAAAAAAAAAAUAUCUGUCGUACUUGUUUUGUCAGAUUUAUCAAAUCUUUUUUGUUUGUUUUUCUUUUUUAAACAGUUAUUUCUGACUGCAAAUUGUGUGUUGAUUGGAUGCGUGUCUGGCUGUUGACUGUCCCUCUGUAUCUGCAUGCUGUUGGUAGGCAUCAUUCGUGCACGCAAUACGCUAAAUGCUGCAUGCUGCAAAGUAUGAAACCCCAAAGAGUUACGACGUCAAAGUGAUACUCUGCUCAAAAUCUGUCUGUAAAGCUUCGAGUCACCCUUCGUGGUGUACCUGUUUUGUUAUUCUUUCGCAGAAUAGUGGCCAUGGGUAGCUCAAAUCCGUGUUGAUUAACAUCGAUUUCCAGCGACAGCUUUUCACCGCUACUAGAAAACAAAAUAUAAAAAGAAAUGUCUACACUUGUUCUCUGCUUGCAUGCUCAGUUUAUUUCAAAUUAUAUUUUUUGCUAAACUGCACUUUUUCCCAUCUCAGCCCUUCACACAGUUUUUACAAAACCCACAUUGGUCUUGAUUGUCGGUUUCAUCAAGCUUGCAGGAAGUGAAUGUCGCUCAGAAGAUUUAGUGUGGAGUAUCACUGCAAGCAUACAUCCAGAUUGGCCAGAUUUAAAAUCGGCCAUUACGUGUCAGAUAUUAUAAGAGUGCUGAUCUGAGACCAGCUAGGCUGUUAAAGAUUGGGACUGAGUUCCAGUGAAACAGUGUAGGCUGGAAAGCUAAUGUGUGAAAGCAAACUCUGCCAAAAGAAUGCAGAUCCCAGGGGCUGAAUAGUGCAAAAUAGACAUAUUAUCACAGCUUAUAAAUUCAAAUAGAUACUCAUACUACUUUUUCAAUUCUUUCCUGAGACCUAGAUGCUACUGGCUCUAGAUCAGUGCUCUCUGUAUGUACACUUUAUGGCCCCCCCGGUUGUGAAACACUGACUCCAGAUCUGUGUAGAGUUGUGUCUCAGAAGCUAAUUGUUAGACCUGUACACCGGCGGGACCGCUCGCUCUCCAGUGUCUCACCAAUGGGGUUUAUAUUAUAAUCUUAAUGUUGUGUUGUUGUCAGUUUGUAUAUUUGUUUUUUUUUUCUUUUGCUGUUUAUUUUUUGGCUGUCGUCAGUUGUUGUCAGUGUUGUCAGUUUUUGUUUUUUUUUUCUUUAGCUUCUACUCAAGACAAAUUCAGGAAUGUCUCAAAGAAUAUAUCACAUUAGAAGACGCAUAUCUGACCUAUAUAGAUAGGAACUAUGGAAAAUGUUUGUAAUAUUUUGUCCGUGUUUUUCUAAGAGUUGCACUCUCUCCUACGAUGUUUCCUAUCUUAUAUGACCUUUUGCAUGUGCCAAACCUGGAAAAUACCGGAACCCGACGAUAGCAGCCUUGCACUAGCUGUAGUCACACGGUUGACUUUCUGCGGCAGCUUCUUCUCCCUGUACAGGCUGCUAUACUCUCUGUUGGCCACAUAACAUAUUAGUAGCAUGCUGCCAUGAGUAUACCAGUGCACAUUGUGUCAGUACACUUAACAAUACCUGUCAGUUUGAUAGUCAACUUACCGUGCACGUUAUUAGAUUUUCCUGUUCCCGUUACUAGAGCUUCUUCUAGCCUUGGGCAGAAUUGUGUGUGGGGAAAAAAAAAACAAGACAUUUCAGCUUGUGGAGCGUUUGAUUUAACAUCCGCGGUGAAUUUCACAGAAAUGAGAGAAAAUAUUCCUUGUACAUACUCAGAGUUUGCUCACCAACAGUCUUGCCUCUUUGUCUAAGCCUAUCUCGCACCUCUGUAUGUGCUGACUAAAUAGUCUAGCUCCAUCCCUUUAAUAGAACCCUCUGUUGACUUGCUGUGUUUUCAGGAUGUCAAGUCACAGUCAGUGUGGGCAUAACAAAGAUUAAUACUCUUCCCUUGUGUGCCUUUCCCAGCUUGUACAGAUACACUGUACAUAUUCUUUUUAAUUUUCAACUUCCUCGCUCUGACCCGAACUCUCUAUUCCAUUUUUAGUCCAAACCCUAAACUCAUUGUUUUCUGUUCUUAAAUAAGUUUUCAAACUAGUUAAUUUACUCGAUUUUUACUUCAUUUUAUUCCAUGUUUUAGCACCUCUCGCAGUUCACAUGAAUGUAUAUCAAAAGUUCUAUUAAACAGAUUUACACCAAUCGACUGAGAUCGAGUCUGAAAAAAGUACAACUGGAUUCAUCUGUGUGUGUCUGCUUGCUUCACCUUUACCUCCCUGUGCCUAUUAAUAACGUGGCGAUUUAAUUACUGAAUCUAUCGACAGUAUCGUCAGACGACACCGGGCGGUGGGGGGGGGGAGAGUGAAGGAACGGGUGAUGGAUUAGGUUCAGUUAAAAGAUUGACAGGAAAGCUGAUUAUGGCUUGUUUGAAUAACAACCCCUGUGCCUCGUCACAUUGAACCAUCCCUCCGUCGUCCUCUCGUCUACGCCGUCUUUCAAUCCAUCAGUAUCUCCUUCCUCAGUGCCUGGACCAAGUCGAUCCAUCACCUUAUUGAUAGCGUCCUCCACCUUUCCCCUUUUUAAAUCUCAAGGUCAGGAAAGCCAUCGAUAUUCUCGUGUGUUUUCUCGCUCAACAGAAACCACCUUCUACAUUUCUCCCUAUAACGCACGACGGGAAAGGAGUUAGCCAAAUGAAUUUGGUGUCGUCUUUGUUUACAUUCUAUCUGAUGUCCUCACCUUCUCGAUUUUAAUUUAAUUGAUUUGGACGGCCAGAUAAUGAUAAUACUGUAAAGAUGAAAUCGUAAAUGUAGGGUUUGAGAGAGGUUUUUUUUUUCUUUUUCAUACAGUUUUUUUUUCUUUGCUUUAGAUGAAUAUGGUGUAACGUCUUUCUUCUUUGUAGUUGGUCAUUACUCUUUGCUGUGUCCUGUUCGCUGUGGAACGAGAGAGUCGACGUGAACUGCUAUCCUCUUGGCCGUACAGGGCGCAGGAUCAGUGAUGUGCAGGAAUGCCUUAUAUCUUAACCCGUACAGUAACUCUCCUGUGUUUGUUCAUUUAUAACCUCUGCACCCCCCUUGUCCUUGUACAUAAAUGACUUACAGUAGAUAUCUACAUAGACUGUAAAAGAAAGAAUAUAUUGUAUUUUGUAAAUGGUGUACGUUUGUUUUCUUCCCUUGUCAGCCUGAAACCUUUAACAUGAGUCUGAGCUACUUACCUCGUAAUUGAUUGUGUCAUUUGUACCUAAUGUAUGAUAAUGCAAAUAAAAAAAAGCAAAAUGAGGUCCAUACUUA
Molecule: messenger RNA, 7350 nt
Organism: Stegastes partitus (bicolor damselfish)
Lineage: Eukaryota; Metazoa; Chordata; Actinopteri; Pomacentridae
Product: protein kinase C alpha type-like
Exons: 24
Biological process (GO): protein phosphorylation
Molecular function (GO): ATP binding; diacylglycerol-dependent serine/threonine kinase activity; zinc ion binding
Source: RefSeq, a predicted model, not a curated record